This is a messenger RNA of Podarcis muralis (Common wall lizard), 2500 nucleotides long. Its product is annotated as solute carrier family 2, facilitated glucose transporter member 5-like. NCBI's taxonomy places the organism in Eukaryota, Metazoa, Chordata, Lepidosauria, Squamata, Lacertidae. Gene Ontology annotation, cellular component: plasma membrane. Gene Ontology annotation, molecular function: D-glucose transmembrane transporter activity. The record is from RefSeq and is a predicted model, not a curated record. Gene Ontology annotation, biological process: dehydroascorbic acid transport.
GCAUCCCAUAAUAGGCAUCUGGUUGGCCACUGUGAAGACCGAGUGCUGGUCUAGGUGGGCCAUUGGCCUCAUGCUGCAGGUUUUAGCAGUUCUGUUGUGCUGGCAACAAUUCUGAUAUGCUCCUACAUUGGCCGCCUUUAUUGGGCCUUCCAACUGUCAACAGCUGCUUUCCCCGGAAUCUUCCAGCUUCCUUCCUCUGAUUGGCUCUUGCCAUACCGUCUGCCUUUUGAUGUCCUCCUUUCAGGGGAAAACAGAGCUUGGCUGAUUUCCCCCUGCUCUCCUUGCCAGGGCAAAAAGCUACGCUCCCUGCCUAUUUUUCACCCAUACCCAGGGAACUAUGGAAACUUCGAAUACCUCAAUUCCCAAAUGCAAGAAAAAGGAACUGACACCUGGACUUCUAAUUGCUACAGUGAUUCCCUCCCUUGGAUCCUUGCAGCUGGGAUACAUCUACUGGGUUGUCCUCAACCCAGAGACGGUCUCACAUAUAAAUUCCAACAUAACGGAAGAGACUGAAAGGAUGGACAUCAGAAUCGAAGAGGCUCAGACUGGCUGGAUGGCCUUUAACGCUAUGGUCUUCCCAAUUGGAGGCAUCAUUGGGUCGCUGAUGCUCGGCACCUUGGUGGAUAGCUGCGGCAGGAGACGGUCCUUGAUGCUCAAUAAUGCUACGGCCGCCGUUGCCUGUGGAUUAAUGGGUGCUUCGAGUGCACGGAAAUUCUACGACUUUGGCAUUUUUGCUCGCUUCCUCGUUGGGGUAUCUUCAGGCUUGUUUUCCACUAUGAUCCCCUUAUAUGUUGGAGAGCUCGCCCCCGUAAGCAUGAGGGGGGCCUUCACAAUGAUGUCCAUACUGUUCUUCACCGUGGGUCUCCUCUUGGCUCAGGCCAUCAGCAGUCCCAACAUCCUUGGGAACAAGAAACAUCUGCCAAUGAUGCUGGGCCUGACCGGGAUAGUUGCUUUCUUCAACAUCCCACUCCUGCUCCUGUGCCCUGAAAGUCCUCGCUACCUGUUUAUUCAGAUGAAGAACGAAGCAAAAGCGAGGAAAGCCUUGAAAAUGCUCAGGAACAAGGUUGACAUGGAAAAUGAGAUUGAGGAGCUCCGAAAGGAGGAGAAGUAUGAGAUACAAGAAAAGGACAUGACGAUACUUUCGCUUCUGAAAAGCCAUAGUCUCCGUCGCCAAGUCAUCACCAUCGCCAUCUUGUUGGGGGGCCAGCAAUUUUCUGGCAUAAUUGGGGGCUACUUCUACGCAGAGAAAAUCUACAGGUCGCUUCUAAGCAAAGAGAGCCAUAUCUUUUAUAUGAAUUUGUCUGUGACGUGUUGGCUCUUGUUUAUAGCCUCCAUAACGAUGUCUGUCAUUGACUCUGUGGGGCGGAGGUUUCUUCUACUUCUCGGAUUUCUGAUCUGUAGUGUUUCCUGCGUCUUGCUAACCUUGACCCUCGAACUUCAGCCCAUGCAGCCAUGGAUGAUUUACUUGAGCUCCGUUUUAGUCAUUGCCAUGCUCACUGGAUACAUGUUUGGGCCAGCUAUAAUCACCUACGUGGUCACUCUCGAGAUCUUCCUUCAGUCAUCGCGGGCCACAGCCUUCACGCUGGGCGGCAUAGUGAACUGGGUCACCCGCUGUUUUGCCGUGGGGAUCUUCCUUAAGCUAGAGCCACUCACUGGGCCUUACAGCCUCCUGAUCCUUUGGCCUCUCUGCAUGGUGACCUUUAUUUAUAUUUCCGCGAUGGUUCCAGAAACCAGAGGCAUGACCUUUCUUGAAAUCCGCCAGUCCAUGGAUCUCCAAGCCAAGGAGGAUAAGGAACGGAUAGAUAGAAACCCAAAAAUUUAGCAACUCAGAAGGCAUCGAUGCUGUGCUUAAUUGUUAUUUUUUAAGAUACAAUGGUCCAAAGAGAUCCCCUUCAUGCUGUCCUUCAGUCACCUCAGCUCUGUUAACACGUACGGCCAUUUACCUUUCAGUCCAGAAGAGCAACCCAAGCUGUUUCCCCCUUCCCUGCGUGCACUUUUCUAUUGUUCUACCACAAAUGUUGUUUCUUUAUUAAAUUACGAAGGGCGAGCACAAUCAGUCCAGAGCCAAAUGUGUGAAAUGACUCUCGAGCCCACAAAAUCACAACCGCCGGUAAUGGGGCCUGCACUGUGGUCGGUUUCCUUCGAUUCACCACACCCGUUGUGCUGUUUGAGACCGCUUUAUUUGGCCAGAACAGCCGCGGCCUCUGGGGAACCCCCAAAAGUGGAGUCCCCAGGCCUAUAAAUCACACAGAGGCAUUUGCACACACACACAGAAAUCAAGUCACGUUCACAAGCAGAGAUUGCAGUUAGAUAACCAGGCAAGGGCCUUAUCAGGAGAGCAAGGGUAACAUCACAGGCAGGCGUUUGAGGAAGAAGAAGGCUGCAGAUUCAUCUAUGGGGCCAUUACUCGGAACAGCACUGUUCUAUCCCCGCCUCCUUCCUGCCGUGAUUGGUUCUCACCUCCACUGCCAACUGCCAACAGCUGCCCAUGGAACUUCCU